GUUGCGUUUAAGCAUGUGUGUAAAAACCAGCUCCCCGCCGCGACCACUGGAUUCCUUUCCUCUCAUCUUUUGAAGACACCGUUUGAUUUAAACCAAAGUGGCGCACAGACCAGCCUCGUGCGUAAAACCCUCCGUGCGUCCCCCGGUACCGGACACACCGUCCCACACACUCAUUUAGUCACAGCCCCCCCCCAUGACAGCGAGGCGGGUUCCGUUAGAAGGAAAUGAUGGAGAAGGAAAGUUUCUGACGACUGUCUUGUUUUGUUGGUGCUGCUCUGCUCUCAGGAAAAAGAAACUGGAGAUUCAUUUCUUUUUUUCGCUCGUCCUCCUCAUUACGCACGGAUUACUGGACAUCUGGACAACCUGUAUAUGGAUUUGGGAUUAUUAAGGUCUCCGACACUGAAAUGUCUCAGGAUUGGAAAUGCAGCUCCACGCCUGCCUGUUGCUUUUUAUUAUCACAACAGAUAUAACAGUGGCCUUGCUGCAGCCCCACUGUGGUGGAGAUGUCAGCCUGGACAAACAGCCUGCUGGUCACAUCAAUCUCACUUUACCUGGACUUUCUUCUGACACCACCAACACACCCGACCCCGUGAACCACCAGUCUGACAGAACCCCAAAUAUUUCAGUUUGCACCUGGACGUUAGCUGUUCCUGCGGGUCGGACGGUUCUUUUAAAGUCGGUGUGGUUGGAUGGGGGUUCGAGCGUAGUUGUGCGUUGUGUUUUGAACGAGGAGGAUAAGGUCUUGGAGAGCGGGGCGACGGCUCUGCUCUCCCACUGUGACGAAAACAAAGCCACCUUCACAUGGACAGGAGAAGGACUCUCCUCAAAUGUUAUUCAGCUGUCCUAUUAUGUCCAGGAAGAUGAGAGGAAUUCCUCGGAGGACCACACCAGCCCACAUUCAGACCAAGACCUCCUGCGUUGGUCUCAGACAGGAACCAGCUUUACAAGCACUGCUCCUGUUGGUCAAGACGUGGUGAGAGGGACAGACAGGGUCAGAGGUCGCCGCUUUGAAGGUCUGGAGUUGAGCUCCGGGUCUCAGUCUGCAUCUAGCCCCUCCUCUCAUGACCCGGGCCCACUGCACCCCACCUCACCCCUGCAGGGACUCUCUGUGGCUGGCAGAGCCGAUAGGGAAACUCUCCCUCUUCCUGAGGAAGAACCGAACAAUGGAGCGGAUACAUCUGGAGCUGCUCACCUCGCCGAUGGAGAAAUGUCUGCCAGUGAGAGAACACACCCCUAUUUUCAGCCUACAGACUCGCUGUUUCACACAUCGCACACGGCAAAAAAAACAAGCGACCAGCGCCCUCAAACCCAGAUGGCAGCGACACAUGCGACAGCCACCAGCUCCAGCACUUUGCUUGGCACAUAUAUUCACAAAUACACAGCCACUCAGACAUCUAAGCUGUCUACAAACACACCAGCUGGCUCCAGCUCCAGAGUCCAACCUCUCAACUCUACUUCGCCCUCAAACACAACCUGGGAGGGUGAUACAGUCCUAAUCCCACGUGAUGGAGCUGUUAGUGGGGCUUCUAAAGAGGAACUCCCCCAUUCCUGGAGGAGCCACCGGAGCACAGACGGACUUAUCUCUGAUCUGACCUCCGCCUUCACCUCUGAUCCUGUUAAAUCCCCCACCGAACCUCAGCAUGGUGACUCACACACUGAUACUGAACCCACUGCUUCAUCACAAUCAUCCUCACAGGCCUCCAAUGGGACUCAGUUAUCCACCACCCACAUGGCAAAGCUUGAAGCCACUGUUGGUGCCACGGAGGUUGUUUCGUUUCAUCCAAGCACGAGUGGAACUGACUCAUCAGCUGCGUCAGGCGUUACCGGUCAAACUGCUUCGUUCUCGUCCUCUGAUGAACUUGAGAUGCUUCCCACUUUCACUUCCUCCACACAGAGUGAAACAAGUUCUCCGCAAAGCACAGAGGGCCUCGCUCGCUCGCCACCUCCUGACACGUCCUCCCCGUUCACACAGACGAGCAAAGACGAGACACACACGACACGCACGACAUUGCAGAGUAAGCACAGACAUUUUGCCGACACUGCCAUCACAGAAGUUGAUGACCAGACUUUGAGUUUCACAGGUUCUUCUUCUACACCUCUAACGUUGGGAGAUUUGGUCCAGACUUCAGCUCCCUCUGGAACGACUACUGACACUGAAACAUACACACUUAGUCCCACUUACACCCCCUUACAUGACAGCUCGCCCACAAAUUCACAGACUCCUGUUCCUCCUCUGUCGUCCAGUACGUCCAUACACUCACCCACACCUUCAUACACACUCCAAACACACACUGCAUUACCUGGUCCUUCACAUUUAACUCACACAUCCCUUUCUUUGCCCUCCUCUACCACUGAAUCCUCUGCACACACACCACUCAUAGACCACAAAACCACAGCUCCGCCCUCUCAAACAAUCAAAUAUUCACACACACCUCAUACACAGAACCAGCUGCCUUUGACAUCUUCUACUAAACUCCCAGUUACGCUAAAACAGCCCCGCAACUACAUAACUACUGCACAAACAUCUCUGCUCUCACUCACAACUGCAAAAUCAGAUCAUGGACGUGGAGGUGGAGAGGAGGAGUCUUGGCAACGGUUACCAGGCAGCACAACCACACAAACUCCCACAGCCGGAGCUCCAUCCUGGACCCCACAUCCAAGCCAGGAGAACCGUUUAGCACUCACACCUUCUGUUUUAACCUCCGCUCGGAGCCCCACAACUAUUCAGACACCCAAGUUCUACAUCGUGCCCGACCAACCUUCAGCCAUCAAAGUGGAGUCGAUUGAGCUGCUGCUGCAGAUUGUUGUGGAAGAGUCCAGAUCGGCUUUUACUUCUGGUUUGGAGGAAGACACUGCUGCCUGGGUGGAGCCGUACCUUCAGAAAGCCCCCGGGUUCAGCAGGCUGAUGGGGGUCUGGAGCAGUGGCAAUGCAGUGCAGAGUCUGGUGGAGUUCAGAACCAGCGGGGCCCUUCGGUGGCUCGGCAAGACUGGACCCGCGUCACUGUUGGAACGAACAGGACUAGCUCAGGCUGCGUGGGAGGGGAGGAGCUUCAGAUCAUCCAAGAUCACCAACAUCACACUGGGAGGUCUGCAGGGUGAUGUGUGUGACUGGUUACUGCAGUGUCCAGCAGGCUACAAGUGUGUGUUUAACCCUGGCUCUUCAAACUAUAGCUGCUCUUCCGUCUGCCACUUUGACUACUGCCACCACCAUGGCAUCUGUACUCACCACUCGGGCGAACUCCCAGUUUGCCGCUGCCUUGUGGGAGAGGACUUCUGGUACAUGGGUCAGAGGUGUGACGUGAGGAUGACUCGAGCGCGGCUCGUGGGCGCGUGUCUUGCCAUCUUACUCGUCAUGGUCACAGUGAUUGGCGUUUUGGCCCUUGUGGCAGUGCGACGCUACCGAGCCCUUCUGAUCCAGGCCAAAGUGGAUCAGACCCGGAGCAGCUAUCGCAGGUUCAACCAUUUUGAUGAGCUGUCAGGACGUUUCUGGUUGCGUUCGUGGGCAGGAUCAGCAGACUCACUAGAUAAUCCUGCCUUUACACGCUCCGAUGAGUUACUGCACCUGCGGGCGCUCGACCGCCCCUGCUGUUACCACGACGACACGCUGUCGCUGGCCUCCACCUGCCCCAGCCACGGGACCCGCAUCAAUACAAUUUACCCACACAGCUCUCAGUACGGUUGGAGGGGAAGUGAGAUGAGCAUGGGCGACGGUGUGUUGGACUCGGGUAAAGCCAGUGACCUUUCUGUCUGUAGCUGGCCCGUGGAACCCAUUCAGUGGACUCCAUUCCCACUUCUGCAGCAACUGGCCUCCCACAGGACGCCCACAGUGAGGGUGUCCAGGCCACGGUCCUACUGUGAAGGCAUGGAGCUGGUAGACCUCGGGAAGAGCUGGACUGCUUGACAGAGAUAAAGAAGAAUCAAAUAAAAAGUUUGACACUGGUAUUUACAGCUCAUUCUUGCGUUGUAGUUCUCACAUGUUCCUGUUUUGUUGAUGAAAAAACUGUAAAAACAAUGAGUGUAAAUGUGUAUAUAAGUGUAUAUUUUGUUGUGAGAGUUUGCUACAUGUUCCAGUUUGACUCUAAAAUCUGUUACUUUUCCCUCUGAUAUACUGUAAAGAAAGAAAACAAAGAGUGUGUCUAAAUGUC
Messenger RNA from Anoplopoma fimbria (sablefish), 4145 nucleotides. RefSeq names its product mucin-2. The transcript has 11 exons. The coding region runs from base 422 to 3901 and encodes 1159 amino acids. The record is from RefSeq and is a predicted model, not a curated record. Lineage: Eukaryota; Metazoa; Chordata; Actinopteri; Perciformes; Anoplopomatidae.